AUGUGCUUCAACAGCCUCCUUGCAUCUCCAAAACAUGACACCGCGCACCAAUGUCUGGCUGUGAGGACUGCACUUGAACUUUCGGAGGCGUUGCUGCACCACGGUGUCGCCGAUGUGCUCAGGCAGUAUGGCGCUAAGACUGAGCGCAACCCGCACUUCGAGGAAUGGGCGUUGUGCCUUGCCGCAGCGAAUGGCAGUGUGCAAGGCACCACUCGUUGGCUUGGGCACGGCGAGGUGGACUGGCGCGACCCUCCCCCAAGUAUGAGAAGUACCGCGCUGAUGUAUGCGGCUGCUGGUGGCCACUCUGACGUCGUCAUGUCUUUAUUGGAGGCCCAGGCUUGCCCUGCAUUGGUGGACCAGAAGCAGCGUGCGCCCUUCGAGAUGGCUCGUGAGGUCGGUGCUGAAGCACUUGCACGCUAUCUGCAGCGUACUGCUGAGCAUUGGCGGAGCUCGAACCCUAGCUCCAUGCUUGCGCCUGCCGAGUGGCAGAAGCCAUCAGGAUGGCGAGAGGCUGCGCCCGAGGUGGAUCCAGAAGGCUCGAAGCUGGCUGGCCUAACAGCUGCCGUUCAAGCCAGCCGCAGCAUGCAGGGAAAGGGGAAGAAGGUCAUCAUCGAAGUCCUGAGAGCUACAGGCCUUCAAGCCGGUUUGUUCCUCCACAGCUUGGAUCCCUUCGUGAAGGUGCGUGUUGGACAAGAGGUGCAAGAGACCCAGUACGUCGUCAGCAUCACAGAUCCAGAGUGGAACGAGCAGUUCGAGUUCUUCAUCAUGGGCACUGAGGUGAUCAUCUUUUCUGUGUGGGACUACGACCUCACAGGUGGCGAGGAUCACGACUUCAUCUGUCGUGCCGAGCUUCCACUGAAGCAUCAUGUCAAAGAGCUGUACAAGGGGCAGAAGGUCAUGCUCGAGCUUCACCUUGAAAACAAGACUCACGAUGAUGAUUCCACCCUGUUUGUCUCCAUGCAGCUGGCAGAUUUCGUGUCGAAGCCUCGGGAUGCAUUUGUGGUGUGGGCCGUAUGGUUCAACAUGCACUCUAUCACAGAUUGA
Symbiodinium necroappetens is the source of this 1044-nucleotide messenger RNA. Lineage: Eukaryota; Dinophyceae; Suessiales; Symbiodiniaceae. The record is from the annotation of a GenBank genome assembly.